Molecule: messenger RNA, 3296 nt
Organism: Erigeron canadensis
Lineage: Eukaryota; Viridiplantae; Streptophyta; Magnoliopsida; Asterales; Asteraceae
Product: protein GAMETE EXPRESSED 2
Exons: 14
Coding region: 1-3231 (1076 amino acids)
Biological process (GO): pollen sperm cell differentiation; actin cytoskeleton organization
Molecular function (GO): actin filament binding
Source: RefSeq, a predicted model, not a curated record
AUGAUAUCUAUCGUUGCAGAUGAUAGCAACUUAAGAUCGCCAACCCUUUCGUUUAGGUUUGUAGACAACAAAAGAGUAUACACGGCGGGUGAUACGGCAACUAUUCAGAUUGUUGCAUUAAAGGGUUUCAAGACCGAUAAAGAAAGAUUGUCAUUCAAGCCAAAUAUCACUUUCAACCGGACGUUGGGCGACAGCAGUUAUGUUACAGGCCUUACCAUUGAUAUGCCCAAUUGGAAAAUCACUUUUGUGCCAAUCAUGGUUGGGAGGAUCUAUCUUGAAAUAACCCAUAAUCGUGAUCAUAUCAUGGAACCCACUCUCGAUUAUAAUUGUACACCAGGUGUUGUUUAUGAACUUGGUAGCAUCGUGUCAUGGAUGGGAGAAAUAAAUAAUUUUGUAGCGGGUAAUAAAGCUACAAUCUUGAUAUAUCCUAAAGAUGCAUUUGGGAAUAACGUUACUUCUAUCAACGGAGUAAAUUUGUAUAGUUUUAUGGUCUCUGCAUCGAAUCUGAAUGGAACGACCAAAGUAAAUGUGUUGCAUUUGAGGUACAAAGGAUGGGACCCACUUGGUUAUUUCAGCAUCGAAUUUGAGCUACUCACAUCGGGACAUCUCUUAGUCGACGUCAAAAAUGAAAACGUUUCAUUAAAUGGAGCGCCAUUGCCUUUAACGGUUCACCCAGAGGCACUCGUGGUUGGGAAUUGUUUGCCACAGUGGAGCGUUCUAACGAAAUUCUUUCAGAUAUUUUCUAGAAUGGAAGGUUUUAUACACAUGAGAGAUAAAUAUGGGAACCUUGUACCAGGAAUGUAUGAAUUCGAUUUUGAAGUAGUGAGAAAGGGUACAAAGUUGCCUUUGCCCAUUAGCGAGUUGCAUUAUAAGGAAGUAUCCCCGGGUAUUCAGUCAUUUUCUUUCAAGUUAUUGGAACCAGGGGAUUUCAUCUUGAUGAUCUGCAGUAAGGCUAGCAGGGCAUUGAUAUUGGAUAUGCCAUUUGAAUAUAACGUGUAUAUAGGCUAUUGUGAUGACUUCCAAAGUAUUGUAGAAGGACCUGGUUUAAAUGACUCUGUUGCUGGUGAAGUUUCAAAGUUUCAUGUCUUGUUAAAGGAUGCUUAUCAGUAUCCUUCUCCACUCGAUACAGAAAAGCUGCAAGUACAAAUUACUCUACCUUCACUCUCGCUUCGUGUGAAUCCACAAAUACACCCAAGGGAUACUGCUAAUGAUACUCAGCCAACCAGAAAGCUAGAUCACGGUGCAUUUGGUCACACGGGAAUUACUUCUAGUCCAUCUGUUUACCUGCAGAACAAAUCCGAGGAGAGUGUGAAAAUGAAGAGCAGCGAAUUUGAUAUCGAUUUUGUGCCUGAAAAGAGUGGGACAUAUGAAAUUCUUAUAUUCUGCGGUAAUGUUCCAUUGAAUGAUGGGAUUCCAUUUAGAAAGGUAGUAAGUCCAGGCUCGGUCGAUGUAUCCAAAUCAACAGUUUCAGUUUGGGAACAAUUUGCCCCAGCAUCUACAACAUAUGGUAACAUAAAAGUCAAACUGUUGGAUUCCUUUUCAAAUCCUAUCUUGUCAAAAGCAGAUGACUUGGUAUUGGAGAUUAUCAAAAACCGUCCAAAACCUACCGUAUGUGUCGCAUGUCAUUACAAGUUUGAGGACAACCAUGAUGGGACAUAUAAAGGGACGUACAUGGUUCCAGAUCCUGAUGAUCUCUACAGCAUGUUUGUUAAAUACGGGGUAAACAGGAUUACCUUGGAACCUUCCAUUGAUGUAUAUGCAGUUAACGCUAAUAAAUGGCCUUUUACCCGCAAUGAUACUUACAAUGUCUGGGAGGAUCAGUCGAUAGCUUUUGAUGCUUUAAAAAAUGAUACUGUCCCAACUGCAACAAUUGUUGAAGUUCGGAAGCCCAGACAUGGUUCACUUUUGCAGUAUGGAGCGCUAUUCAGAUAUACACCAUAUAAGGGAUUCUAUGGAAAUGACGGUUUCAAAUAUGUAAUACAAAAUGAAAGCUACUACGAUGCUGGUUACGUAAAGAUAUAUGUUCUGCCCAAUCCUCCACAGUUUAUAUCUUUUCCAAAACAGCUGCAAGCAACUGAAAAGCUACCGAGUCCUAAAUUUGAUGGCUAUACUAGUAUCGAGCUUAAAUAUUCAGAUCCUCUAGAGAAUAUAUCUGUCAAGCUCAGUGCAGACCAUGGCACAGUUUUCCUCUCUCCUCUUUCAAUGCUACUUUGGGAUCCCAUAGGGAACGAACUUUCCGUUAAUAAAAUGGAAGGAAAGCCUGAAUACUUAAAUUUAACUGGUCAGUAUGAAGUGAUCAACCUAGCCCUCAAGUCACUCAAAUACAUAGGAGAAGAUGAUUUCAGCGGCACUGAUAGUAUUAGGCUCUCCGCCAUUAGUUUAUAUGGUACAAGGGAUUUAGAGAUUCCAAUAUUUGUGGAGGCAAUCAAUGAACCCCCAUUCAUUGAUGUACCUAAGUUCAUCAUCUUGGACAACAUGACAGAAGACAAAGGGUUCCUGAUCUUUGAUAAAGAUCGUGAUAAUUUCAACUUCUCAGUUGGGGAUCCAGAUUACCUUCACUUUUCGGGCAACAAGACUGACUUUCGGGUCAUGUUUUCUGUGGAAGUUUCUUCUGGAUUCUUCUCGGCCAAGCUGCCAUCAGAGCUUACAAGUACAACUGAAUUGAAGGUGAACAACAGCAAACAGUGGCAACCUCUUCAAUCAUUUGUUGAAAUCUCAAGGUUUUUCACGGUCAAAGCAAAAGGCAUUAGAUUCCAAGGAACAAUCAAUCACUGCAAUGGUCUUCUCAAGCAACUGCUUUAUUAUGGUGACGGACAUGAUGCAGACCUUAGGAUACGUAUAAAUGAUUUGGGGUGGUAUGGGUGCUUUCAAGAUUGUACAGACAAGAUUUCAGUGCCUCUAAUUUCCGAGGCUACUCUAAACUUAAUAACAAGCACACCUGUGAGUUCGGUGGCAGCUCACUCUCUUGGAUCAGUGAUUGUGGUUGAAUCCAUUGUAUUCACUAUGUUAGCUAUGAUUUUGAUGUUUUUCACGUGUAAAUGUGUGAUCGUCCUUCUACGUGAAAAGAAGGAUCGUCAACUCCAGUCUCAGAAUGUUCCACUUAUUGAGCCACAGAGUUCACUUGAACAAAUGUCAAAUACAACCUCAUCUGACAAUGUGACUCAAGUUACUGCAAACUUUCCUAGCCCUGUGACACAAACUGGACAGCCUUCAAACUUACCAGAGUCGUAAGUAUUUGCUCAUGUAUUAUGCAAUAUGUAUCUUACAUUUUAGAUCUUCUGAAGUCUUAAUUCAAG